This is a messenger RNA of Physella acuta, 3059 nucleotides long. RefSeq names its product streptococcal hemagglutinin-like. Lineage: Eukaryota; Metazoa; Mollusca; Gastropoda; Physidae. The record is from RefSeq and is a predicted model, not a curated record.
AUGAUAAAUCAGUUACCACUGUUGCUGUUGAUGAUAAAUCAGUUACCAGUUGUCAGUGCUUCAACAGCUGCCAGUGUCAGUGAUUCAAUAGCUGCCAGUGUCAGCGCUUCAACAGCUGCCAGUGUCAGUGCUUCAACAGCUGCCAGUGUCAGUGAUUCAACAGCUGCCAGUGUCAGUGUUUCACCAGCUGCCAGUGUCAGUAAUUCAAAAGCUGCCAGUGUCAGUGCUUCAACAGCUGCUAGUGUCAGUGCUUCACCAGCUGCCAGUGUCAGUGAUUCAACAGCUGCCAGUGUCAGUGAUUCAACAGCUGCCAGUGUCAGUGAUUCAACAGCUGCCAGUGUCAGUGAUUCAACAGCUGCCAGUGUCAGUGCUUCAACAGCUGCCAGUGUCAGUGAUUCAACAGCUGCCAGUGUCAGCGCUUCAACAGCUGCCAGUGUCAGUGCUUCAACAGCUGCCAGUGUCAGUGCUUCAACAGCUGCCAGUGUCAGUGAUUCAACAGCUGCCAGUGUCAGUGAUUCAACAGCUGCCAGUGUCAGUGCUUCAACAGCUGCCAGUGUCAGUGCUUCACCAGCUGCCAGUGUCAGUGAUUCAACAGCUGCCAGUGUUAGUGCUUCAACAGCUGCCAGUGUCAGUGCUUCACUAGCUGCCAGUGUCAGUGAUUCAACAGCUGCCAGUGUCAGUGAUUCAACAGCUGCUAGUGCCAGUGCUUCACAAGCUGCUAGUGUCAGUGCUUCAACAGCUGCCAGUGUCAGUGCUUCAACAGCUGCCAGUGUCAGUGCUUCACCAGCUGCCAGUGUCAGUGAUUCACUAGCUGCCAGUGUCAGUGCUUCAGCAGCUGCCAGUGUCAGUGAUUCAACAGCUGCCAGUGUCAGUGCUUCAACAGCUGCCAGUGUCAGUGCUUCACCAGCUGCCAGUGUCAGUGAUUCAACAGCUGCCAGUGUCAGUGAUUCAACAGCUGCCAGUGUCAGUGAUUCAACAGCUGCCAGUGUCAGUGAUUCAACAGCUGCCAGUGUUAGUGCUUCAACAGCUGCCAGUGUCAGUGCUUCACUAGCUGCCAGUGUCAGUGAUUCAACAGCUGCCAGUGUCAGUGAUUCAACAGCUGCCAGUGUCAGUGAUUCACCAGCUGCCAGUGUCAGUGAUUCAACAGCUGCCAGUGUCAGUGCUUCAACAGCUGCCAGUGUCAGUGCUUCAGCAGCUGCCAGUGUCAGUGCUUCAGCAGCUGCCAGUGUCAGUGAUUCAGCAGCUGCCAGUGUCAGUGAUUCACUAGCUGCCAGUGUCAGUGAUUCAACAGCUGCCAGUGUUAGUGCUUCAACAGCUGCCAGUGUCAGUGCUUCAACAGUAGCUAGUGGUGGUGACGCAUCAGUUGCCAGUGUUGAUGAUAGAGACAACACAACAACACAACCACAGCCAACCACUCUCUCACCAGACAACACAACACAGCCUGCUUUAAGUACAGUAGCCGUACCCAGUCCAUCAACCUCUGAUGCUAACAACACCAUCACCGUUGUAACACCUGUAAUCAACACCAUCACCAUUGUCACGCCUUUAAUCAACACCACCACCGUUGUAACACCUUUAAUCAGCACCACCACUGAAGAUAUUCCAGUUGAUAACACAGAUCAAGCGGAACUAAAGCUUUUAUUAGUCGUAAAGAUUGAUCGAGAGUUUGUGGCUGAUCUAAAUGAUACGAAUUCUGAAGUGUUUAAUGAAACAUCUGUUUUCUAUUCUCUAAAGCUAAGCCACGCCUAUGAAAAUGUCACAAAUUUCAAGACAAUUGAAAUUUUAGAUUUUCGACCAGGGAGCAUUUUGAUUGAUUACAAUGUUGUGUUGGAGGCGACGUCAUCCACCAACUUCACUAUCGACACGUCGAGACUGAGAACAGAUCUAGAUGAGGCUCGAGCAGAGCUGGAGAACAUCCCACAGAUGAACAUCACUUACCUGGAUAACACAUACGAGGGGGCUGUGGAAGCAGCUCUGACAAACGUGAGCUCCGAGCUUAAGGACGAAUGCUUCAUCUACAACAUUUGCUCAAGACAAUGCUCCAACGUCACCAACUCAACAACAUGCAGCAGGUGUGUGGAAGCUAAAGUCACGUGCCAGAAGCAGAAGACCAGCGACGAUCUAUCGACCAAUGAUAUCAUCUUCCUAGCCAUUGGCUGUGGCUGCGCAUGCGCCGUCAUCUUACUGACCAUCAUUGUGCUUUGUAAAAUAAGGAGAGAUACGAUUCGGUCGAAGAAAGGGUUAGAUGACAUGGACGGCAAAGUAGAUGACUUAGAGGGGAAACUAGAUGACUUAGAGAGAAAGUCAGACAAACAGGAGUCAACCGAACAUCAGGCCAUGGCUUAUAAAUCUUCCAGCAGGUCCGCUAUAAUAGACCCGGAGUUUUAUGAAGGUGCCAGGGGCAGUAAGCGAGGGGGACAGGACAACAAGGGAUACUCGCACGGAGCCAGCCAGCGGUCAGACAGGGAUGGCUGGUCCUCCCAUGGCUUGUCGGGACGGUGGGGGACAUUGAAUGAGAGGAAGGAGACCCGCCCGGCAGUCGGCACCACGCUGCGUCAUGACGACAUAGAGAUGACGUCACGGACUGGGGGGCAGGGCUGGAGAGACACCGCCUCUAGUACUAAAUCUUACAACAUUCCAAGGGUAUAUUUGAAAGAGGAUCUGCGCUAAUUCAGGAUUUUUUUCAUCUGAUUUUAGUGAUUGUAAUAAUGGUUUGCUAAUUCAACUAGUAUAUAUUUCAUGGCAGGGUAUUGUAUUUUUGGAACCCUGAAAACGUACCUUUGUCUGUAAUUAAAUACCCAUCAUAACCUGUUUUAGAACUGUAAAUUUUAAUUAAGUCAUUUUGAAUUAGCUGCUUUUCAUACAUUUAUAAAAACAUGCUGACACAUUUAUAUAUUUUAUCCUUCAACCAAUGUAGCUAGGAAAAUAAUGACAUACACAGCUAUAGUUUUCCUUACACAUUGUGUUUUAUAUACUUUGAUAUUCAAUGAGUGUGAUUGUGUAAAUUAUAUCUAAUGUAGUUGUAUGUUUGAUGCUUCAUAUAUUCAUGUAUAAACGAU